Molecule: messenger RNA, 561 nt
Organism: Suillus subaureus
Lineage: Eukaryota; Fungi; Basidiomycota; Agaricomycetes; Boletales; Suillaceae
Product: COPII-coated vesicle protein
Exons: 5
Coding region: 1-561 (186 amino acids)
Biological process (GO): intracellular protein transport; protein retention in ER lumen; endoplasmic reticulum to Golgi vesicle-mediated transport
Cellular component (GO): COPII-coated ER to Golgi transport vesicle; Golgi apparatus; endoplasmic reticulum-Golgi intermediate compartment
Source: RefSeq, a predicted model, not a curated record
AUGCUGUCUCUAAUUUCCUUUGCUUCUGCACACAUGAUUGAAGUUACAGCUUCCAGAAAAGAGUGCUUCUUCGAGGACCUACACGAACAUGACCAAAUGACAGUUACAUACCAGGUCGGAGAGGGUGGACACCUCGACAUUGACUUUUGGCUAACGGAUCCAGAAAACAAUGUCCUCACUAAACACAUUCGUGAAAGCACCGGCACGACAUCCAUAACAGCUGAAAAGGAUGGCCGAUACGAGUACUGCUUCUCUAACCAGAUGAGCACGGUGGCGGACAAGAUGGUUAGCUUUAACGUUCAUGGUAUCAUAUACGUGUCAGAGGAAGAUAUCACUGCUCCCGUUGAGCGCGAGAUCCGCUCUCUAGCUAUAGGUCUCACAUCUGUCAAGGACGAACAAGAAUAUAUUGUCGUCCGCGAGCGUAGGCAUCGGGACACGGCAGAAAGCACCUGCGACCGUGUGAAGUGGUGGUCUGUGCUCCAAGCGCUUGUAUUGUUCGCGGUAGUCGCGUGGCAGGUGUAUUACCUUAAGAGCUUCUUUGAAGUAAAACGCGUUAUAUAG